UCAGGUAUUGAACAGAGGAGCGCGCAACAGUCAGAGGAGUGUUAAGUCAGUGGAGGAAACAGUGUAUAAAGUAUCUAACAAGAAAAGCUUUAAAGGACCUCCAAGUUUUGCACUGAGAAAGCUCACCUGUUCCACUCAUUUGGCUUUGUGUAACUGUGUGUGUGUAUAUAACUGCUAGUGCAGAUUUCCAGCAGCACCUCAGGAUUUCUUCUGAGCGCGUGAUGAAGUGCAGGGCGUCGCAGAGGAGCGCGCGGGUGAUGCGCGUGGUUCAUUGGGCUGUGAUGCUGGGAUUGAUCCAGUGCGGCGCGCUCAGCGCGCGGAAGUUCCGCGGAGGUCGAAACCCGCAGCCACGGCGCGCGCUCCCCUCCGUGCAGUCCCGCGACCGCGCCGAAACCACCGAGAGCUUCUCACUGGAUUUCACAGCCGUGGAAGAAAACAUGGACAACUUCAUGACUCAGGUGAAGAACCUCGCGCAGUCUCUGUACCCGUGCUCGGCGCAGAAGCUCGACUACGACAUGAAGUUACAUUUCCUGGAGAAUACUUCAGUCACCUGUAACGACGGGACCCCAGCAGGGUACUACCUGAAGGAGUCCAAGGGAAGCAGAAGGUGGUUAAUAUUUCUGGAGGGAGGCUGGUACUGCUUCAACAAGGAGAACUGUGACAGCAGAUACGAGACCAUGAGGAGACUCAUGAGCUCCUGCACAUGGCCACAAAGCAAGACAGGCACAGGAAUACUGUCUUCACUUCCAGAGGAAAACCCACACUGGUGGAAUGCCAACAUGGUGUUCAUCCCAUACUGCUCAAGUGAUGUAUGGAGUGGGGCCACACCAAAAACCGAUCAAAAUGACUAUGCGUUCAUGGGUUCACUGAUCAUAAAGGAAGUGGUGAAGGAUCUUCUCACCAAAGGUCUGGACAAUGCCAAGAUACUGCUGUUAGCGGGAAGCAGUGCGGGCGGCACUGGGGUGUUGCUGAACGUGGACCCAGUAUCUGAGCUCCUGGAGGAGUUGGGUCACGCAAACAUCCAGGUCAGGGGUCUGGCUGAUUCUGGCUGGUUCUUGGACAACAAACAAUACCGCUGCACUGACUGUGUGGACACCAUCAACUGUGCACCCACUGAGGUCAUCAAGAGAGGAAUCAAAUACUGGGGUGGUGUUGUACCGGAGCGAUGCCGACAGGCUUAUGAAGGAAAAGAAUGGAACUGCUUCUUUGGCUAUAAAAAUUAUCCUACCAUUAAACGUCCAGUGUUCGUAGUGCAGUGGCUAUUUGAUGAAGCCCAGCUAACGGUGGACAACAUUCAUCUGACUGGUCAGCCCGUUCAAGAGGGCCAGUGGCGUUAUAUCCAGAAUCUGGGGACGGAGCUGAGGAACACUCUGAAGGACGUCCCUGCCAUGUUUGCUCCAGCUUGCCUUUCGCACGAAUUCAUAACAAGAAAUUUCUGGACCGACGUUCAAGUCAAGGGCACGUCUUUACCCAGAGCGCUCCACUGCUGGGAUCGCAGUCUACAGGACAACAGCAGAAAUAACAAAUCCCCUCCCAAAGGCUGUCCCAUGCACUUGAUUGACAGCUGUCCAUGGCCUCACUGCAACCCCACGUGCCCAACAAUCCGAGACCAGUCGACGGGACAGGAGAUGAACGUUAUCCAGUUCCUCAUGCACAUGGGCUUCGACGUGCAGAAGAUGGCCCACCAGCAGGGCAUGGACCCGAGUAAACUACUGGGCAUGCUCAGCAGCGGCAGCUAAAUGCUAAAAGGACUCGCUCCUUUCCCAUCAGUCCGUUCGAUACCUCCAAGCCCUUCACCCACCUCAGGUUUGACCUUAGGCUGAGCCUUGCCUUUAGCCGGGGCUCUGUGCCAAAUUUCUAUGGGCUUCCAUCUCCAGAUCCCCUCAUUAAUGAUCCGUUUAAAAGUCCAGCGUAUACAUGCAGAUUUUCCUCACUGAGCAGCUUUGGAGACGGUGGAGAUGCCCAAAACAGAGAUUUGGAACGGAGCCCUUGUCAGAUCCACCUCAGUUAAACCAUGGGCUGCUGACUGUUCAAAACCUUCCCAACACAGUACGGGUUAAAGUACUGAGGAAAACCAUGCAAACCGGGACAAGGUACACCUGCAUCUCUUCUCUUAAUUUAUCGUUUGGUUAUUAAAGUAUCACGAAUGUAAUCCAGUUUUACGGAUCUUCAGCUGUGUUGUUUGCGUUGUGGUUUUUUUAUCUCAUUUCCUUUUUGUUACCAAUAUAUUUAGCCACAGUUUAUUAGAGUUUUAUAUGUCCAUUCAGAGAGAGAGUGUUACGGAUAUAUUAUCGAUUUAUAGAGUUUAUAAUCUGUAACACAGAUUACAUGAAGUACAUGUCAAAUAUAUAUGAAUCUACUCAAGACUAUAUAGAAUCGUAUAAACGGGAACUUUGGGACAGACAGACACACACGUGUGUGGAAAGCACUGGAUCACCUACUCUAAACCCAACUUCAUUCUUGGGGUACAGCUAAGUUAUUUUCAAAAAUAAUAUGACUUGAUUUAGGAAUAGUCAGUCCCUUAAUAAUAAUAAUAAUUCUCUUAUCUUUAACCAACUCCCAUGCCAUUCCAAUCAUGGCUGGAGAACUUUCAAAGAAUGUUCAAGCUUCAGUUUGGUGUUUGGUCAUCUAUACUGCCAAAAGCCAAAGUAUCAUAGUAGUCAUAGACUAUAUCCCAGAAUCCAUUCAACAGUACCAAGAAC
This is a messenger RNA of Pimephales promelas (fathead minnow), 2702 nucleotides long. It is a transcript of the gene notum1a, whose product is annotated as notum, palmitoleoyl-protein carboxylesterase a. Gene Ontology annotation, biological process: protein depalmitoleylation; negative regulation of canonical Wnt signaling pathway. Gene Ontology annotation, molecular function: palmitoleyl hydrolase activity. NCBI's taxonomy places the organism in Eukaryota, Metazoa, Chordata, Actinopteri, Cypriniformes, Leuciscidae. The record is from RefSeq and is a predicted model, not a curated record.